Stegodyphus dumicola is the source of this 1448-nucleotide messenger RNA. RefSeq names its product piggyBac transposable element-derived protein 5-like. The record is from RefSeq and is a predicted model, not a curated record. NCBI's taxonomy places the organism in Eukaryota, Metazoa, Arthropoda, Arachnida, Araneae, Eresidae.
UAUCAAAUAUGCAGCCACUGCUUUUAACGUGUCUUCAAAUUUAAAAGCCAUGCAGUUCAGGUCCCUUUUUCCACAAAGUAAGAGAAAUAAAUGGGUUUAAAAAACUAGAAUAUGCAAUAUAUGAAUGAUUUGGAAAGUGGUUUGGAUCCAGUACAUCUGAUGACGACUCUGAUGAUGAAUAUAUGCCUACACAAAGGUCUGAUAUCUUCCACGAAGAAAGCUCAGAUGAUGAAGACCAAGAUCAUAAUGAAGAUGUAGAAAAUGACCAAAAUGCAUCAAAUAUUGAAGAAAGUGUCUAUCUACAUAAGAGCUACAGAAAUUUAAAAGUUCUUUGGAGGAAAAAAGAACAUAAUCUUAUGCCUUCAUCAAAUGAUGAUAACUUUCCUGAUCCUACAGAACCUCUUCUAUCUGCUCUUGCAUAUUUUCAGAUUGUCAUAUCAACAGAUAUGAUAAAAUUAUUAGUUGAACAAACAAAUCUGUAUAGUAUUCAACAAACAGGAACUUCGCUUAUGGUGACAGCAAAUGAAAUAAUAGGAAAAAUUAUCAUAAUAGGAUUAGUCCGUAUACCUCUUAUAAGAGGAUAUUGGGAAGAGGGAACAAAGUAUGAAUCAAUUGCAGACGUAAUGUCUAGAAACAGAUUUGAAAAAAUCUUAAGAUUUUUGCAUAUUGCGGAUAAUUCACCAAAUUGGUGAUGAUGUUAGAAGUGACAAAUGUGCUACCGUGGUUGUCUAGACUUAGAGAAGACAGUCUAUCCUUUUCAGAUGAGACCAAGCACUCUAUUGAUGAAAUAAUGAUUCCAUUUCGUGGGAGAAUCCACAUAAAAAAAUAUAUGCCUAAAAAACCUUUAUAGCAAAUGGGGUUUAAAAAUGCGGGCCCGGUGUGGAAAAGUCGUAAUAUGAAAUAAAUAUAGUACCAGUCUUAUCCGACCUAAAAGACGCAAUCAAAGUUAGGAUAUUGUCGACUUGAGUUUCGAAUCCGAGAAAGAGAACGAAAGCGAACUGCUUAAGGAAGAGAUGCCUCGGCGGAGGACACUCAAAGGCUGCCUGGUGAUUUAAUACUUUCUUUGGCGACAUUUCUGUGUCACCCGGUUAUUUUUAUAAUCCAUUUUGACUUUCUUUGGCGAGCUUGCUUCAGUUUCAAAAAAUUUCCUUUUAGAUUAUAUUUAUUAGCGCAAAAAGGCGUUAGUCCGAAUGGGCUAUUAAUCUCAAAACAGGAUUUUGCAUCUUCCUCUAUGAAUGGUGAAUUACUUUCCAAAUUGUUCUUACCAAAUACUAUUAUCGCUCUGUAUUAUUUUUAAAGAAAUUAAAUAAUGAAGAAUCUGCAUGAAUGUAUGCUCCUCGCACUCUGUAAAAACGACGGUACCUAGCAUUAUGUAAUUUUGAAUAACAUAGUCCUCCACCCGAACAUGGACACUUCGAUGCCUAAAUUCUGAAUUUGGAAUUUCAUAU